AUUUCCCCCCUCUUUACUUCACUACUCGCGAAGCUGCAAGGACAGAAACGAGGAGCCAGAAGGAGCAACGAAAUAAGCCUGGAAUUUAUCUCGCACGUUAAAAAAAAAGAAGAAAGAAGAGUCCUCCUUCUGCCAUUCCAUGCUCCUCUAGCGUGUUCCCUCACAGAGUGCUGGAGAUAUAAUGGAAACUGAAUGAUGAGGAGUUUGUGGCUGGACGGCAGCUGACGGACUGAACCAUGGCUCAGUUUCCCACGCCCUUCGGAGGGGGGUCGGAUACAUGGGUAAUAUCUGUGGACGAGAGAGCCAAACAUGACCAGCAGUUCCACAGUUUGACCCCCACACCUGCUGGCUUCAUCACAGGUGACCAGGCAAGGAAUUUCUUUCUGCAGUCAGGUUUACCUGCCCCCAUCCUCGCCCAGAUAUGGGCCCUGGCCGACAUGAACAACGAUGGGAAGAUGGACAUACAUGAAUUUUCCAUCGCAAUGAAGCUGAUUAAAUUGAAGCUGCAGGGUCACCCCCUCCCUCCUUCACUGCCCCCCUCCAUGAAGCAGCCACCCCUCUCCAUUCCCCCACAGCCGCCUUUUGGGAUGCCCAGUAUCGGGGCAAUGCCAGGCCUGCCAGCAGUGCCGCCCAUGCCCCUGCCCCCUCUGCCUCCAGGAGUGCCAGGAGUAGGUGUGUCUCCACCUCUGGUAGCAUCAGUAACCCCAGCUGUACCAUCGCUUGCUAACGGAGCACCCGCUAUGAUACAACCCAUGAGUGGAUUCUCGCAUCCAGCUGCUGCGCUCAACAAAACCCCUUCGUUCAAUCGUUCCAGUAUCAAGCUACAGAAGGGCCAGUCAGUUGAGGCACCCAGUGCUCCGGCUGCUCCUCCACCCAUUGACUGGGCCGUGCCUCAGUCCUCUCGGCUCAAAUACCGCCAACUCUUCAACAGCCAUGACAAAAUGAUGAGUGGUUAUCUCACAGGUCCACAAGCCAGAACUAUUCUAAUGCAGUCCAGUCUACCGCAGGCCCAGCUGGCCACCAUCUGGAACCUGUCCGAUAUAGACCAGGACGGAAAGUUGACUGCAGAAGAGUUUAUUCUGGCCAUGCACUUAAUUGACAUGGCAAUGUCCGGUCUGCCUCUUCCCCCAUUGCUGCCCCCUGACCUCAUACCUCCAACAUUCAGGAGAAUGCGUUCUGGUAGUGGAGUGUCUGUGACCAGUAUGCACUCGACAGAUCUACGGUCUCAGGAUGAGCCCGAGGAGGAGGAAAAAGAGGCAGAGAAAAAACUUGCAGUCACAUUCGAGGAUAAGAAACGAGAGAACUUUGAGCGUGGAAACCUGGAGCUGGAGAAACGUCGGCAGGCGCUGCUGGAGCAGCAGAGGAAAGAGCAGGAGAGACUGGUGGCGCUGGAGAAAGAGGAGCAAGAGAGGAAGGAGAGAGAACGACUGGAGCAGGAGAGACGCAGACAGCAGGAGCUGGACAAACAACUGGAGAGACAGAGAGAGCUGGAGCGACAGAGGGAGGAGGAGAGACGCAAGGAGAUAGAGAGAAGAGAGGCUGCUAAGCGGGAGCUGGAGCGUCAGCGGCAGUUAGAAUGGGAGAGAACACGCAGACAGGAGCUGCUCACCCAGAGAAACAGAGAGCAGGAGAACAUCGUCCUGCUCAAAGCACGCAAGAAAACGCUCGAGUUUGAACUGGAGGCUCUGAAUGAUAAGAAGUCACAGUUGGAGGGUAAACUGCAGGACAUUCGUUUCCGUCUCUUGGCUCAGAGGCACGAGAUCGAGAGCACCAAUAAGACACGAGAGCUCCGCAUUGCUGAGAUCACCAGCCUGCAACAGCAGCUGCAGGAGUCUCAGCAGUGGUUGAGUCGGUUGAUUCCUGACAAACAGUGUCUGAAUGACCAGCUGAAGCAGGUUCAGCAGAGCAGUCUGCACAGAGACUCUCUGUCCAGUCUUCAGAGGGCCAUUGAAAUGAAGGAAUCGACCAAACAGCAGCUGAGAGAACAGCUGGACGCUGUGGAGAAGGAGACACGUUCCAAACUAUUGGAGAUAGACUCCUUCAACACACAACUGAAGUCCUUGGGGCUGUUCUAUGAGACCCACACUGCUAGGAUGGAGAACCUGCAAUCGGAGCUACUUAUUGAAGAGCAGAGGGGGCGACAGGAGCUGAGAGAAAUCCACAACAAACAACAGAGGCAGAAACAAAAGGAGCUGGAGGCUGACAUCACCCAGCCGUCGCACGACAGGAAGUCCACAGAAUUACAAGAGUCUAGGUUGUCAGGGACAGAAGAUGGCAUGUCUCCUGCAUGGAGAGAUGAUGGGCUGGGUAAAGCUCCCACUCCUCCUGCGACUCAGGCUUGGAUAAGCCAAGUCAGUGAAGAGGAGAACCACAGCAGAGCCGAAGUACAGGAUAACCUCUCCAAACUCUUCACACAGCAUCCGCAAUCUGGAAAACUACAGACUCGGUCCCCCUGGUCUAUGGCAGAUAAGAUUCCAGUGUCUGGUUUUAAUCAGGAGAAGGUAAAGGUGGUCUACUAUAGAUCACUGUAUCCCUUUGAGGCCCGCAGUCAUGAUGAAAUCACCAUCCAUCCUGGAGAUAUAGUGAUGGUGAAGGGAGAGUGGGUGGAUGAGUCUCAGACAGGUGAGCCUGGAUGGUUAGGAGGAGAGAUUAAAGGGAAGACUGGCUGGUUCCCUGCCAAUUAUGCAGAGAAGAUUCCAGAAUCUGAAGUUCCUCUUAGUUUGAGAGCUAGCACUGCUUCUAGUUCUGCCCCUAAAUUGGGUUCCCAUAUGUCAUCUGCUUCAACAACCACAGCCGCACCCUUGCAGUCAGUCUCCACAGAGUCUGCAUCGAUAGCCCCGCCCUCCUCAGCCCCUGCCCCUCCAGGCCCUGCCUCCUCCUCUUCCUCAACAUCUAGUAACUGGGCAGAUUUCAGCACUACAUGGCCAACUAAUUCUGUUGUGGAGAAGCAGGACAAUGAUGGAUGGGAUGCAUGGCCGACCCAGCCCACUCAGCCGUCCCUGUCAGUGCCCAGUGGAGGGCAGAUCAGGCAGCGCUCUGCUUUCACCCCAGCCACGCUUUCCGGCUCCUCACCCUCACCUGUGCUCGGCCAGGGUGAAAAGGUGGAGGGUCUGCAGGCACAGGCUUUGUAUCCAUGGAGAGCCAAGAAAGACAAUCACCUAAACUUUAACAAGAAUGAUGUGAUCACCGUCCUGGAGCAGCAGGAUAUGUGGUGGUUUGGGGAGGUGCAAGGGCAGAGAGGAUGGUUCCCCAAAUCUUACGUCAAACUCAUCUCUGGGCCCGUCCGGAAAUCUAUGAGUAUUGAAUCCGGCUCUUCAGAUAGCCCUCCCAAUGUUAAGAGACCCAGCCCAUCUCCAAAUAAACCCACAGAUCUCAGAGAAGAGUAUGUGGCCAUGUAUACAUAUGAAAGCAGUGAGCAGGGUGACUUGACCUUCCAGCAAGGUGAUGUCAUCACAGUCACAAAGAAAGAAGGAGACUGGUGGACUGGGACUGUGGGCGGGAAGACUGGAGUCUUCCCCUCAAAUUAUGUCAAGCCUAAAGAAUCCGAGGGUUUGGGAUCUGCUGGAAAAACAGGAAGUUUAGGGAAGAAACCAGAGAUUGCCCAAGUGAUCGCUCCGUAUGCGGCCACCGGGGCAGAGCAGCUCACUUUAGCACCAGGCCAGCUCAUUCUUAUUCGAAAGAAAAACCCAGGAGGAUGGUGGGAAGGAGAACUUCAGGCAAGAGGAAAGAAGCGUCAGAUUGGCUGGUUUCCAGCUAAUUAUGUAAAAUUAUUGAGCCCCAGCACCAGUAAGACCACACCCACAGAGCCCAACCCACCCAAGCUGCCAACACCCAAUGCAGUGUGCCAGGUGAUUGGCAUGUAUGAUUACACUGCUCAAAACGAUGAUGAGCUGCCUUUCGGGAAGGGCCAAAUCAUCAAUGUUUUGAGCAGAGAGGAUCCUGAUUGGUGGAAGGGAGAGCUGAAUGGUUCCAUUGGCCUUUUCCCAUCAAACUACGUUAAGCUGACCACCGACACAGACCCCAGCCAACAAUGGUGUGCCGACCUCCACCUGCUCGACAUGCUGACCCCAGUGGAACGGAAGAGGCAGGGUUACACACAUGAGCUUAUUGUUACAGAGGAGAACUAUGUCAAUGACCUGCAGCUAGUCACUGAGACGUUCCAGAAGCCUCUGCUGGAGUCGGAUUUGUUGACUGAGAAGGAGGUGGCCAUGAUCUUUGUCAACUGGAAAGAGCUGAUCAUGUGCAACAUUAAACUGCUCAAGGCAUUGCGGGUGAGGAAGAAGAUGUCAGGUGAGCGCAUGCCAGUGAAGAUGAUUGGUGACAUCCUGACGGCUCAGCUUCCUCACAUGCAGCCGUACAUACGCUUCUGCAGCUGCCAGCUCAACGGCGCCACCCUCAUUCAGCAGAAAACAGACGAGGUGCCCGAAUUCAAAGAGUUUGUUAAGCGGUUGGCGAUGGACCCUCGCUGUAAGGGAAUGCCCCUGUCCAGCUUCCUCCUCAAACCCAUGCAGAGAGUCACCCGAUACCCCCUCAUCAUCAAAAACAUUUUAGAGAACACUCCAGAAAGCCACCCGGACCACAGUCACCUGCGGCUGGCUCUGGAGAAGGCUGAAGAGCUGUGCUCGCAAGUCAACGAAGGCGUGCGAGAGAAAGAAAACUCAGACCGGCUGGAGUGGAUCCAGGCACAUGUGCAGUGUGAGGGGCUGUCAGAGCAACUUGUGUUCAACUCAGUUACAAAUUGUCUGGGCCCUCGGAAGUUCCUGCACAGUGGAAAAUUUUAUUAAGGUAGUUGUUCCAAAAGCAACAAGGAGCUUUACGGCUUCCUGUUUAACGAUUUCCUGCUCCUCACACAGAUCAUCAAA
Molecule: messenger RNA, 4862 nt
Organism: Sinocyclocheilus anshuiensis
Lineage: Eukaryota; Metazoa; Chordata; Actinopteri; Cypriniformes; Cyprinidae
Product: intersectin-1-like
Exons: 38
Coding region: 237-4784 (1515 amino acids)
Biological process (GO): intracellular signal transduction; positive regulation of Rho protein signal transduction; clathrin-dependent synaptic vesicle endocytosis
Cellular component (GO): plasma membrane; intracellular vesicle; presynaptic membrane
Molecular function (GO): molecular adaptor activity; calcium ion binding; protein binding
Source: RefSeq, a predicted model, not a curated record